Messenger RNA from Coregonus sp. 'balchen', 10339 nucleotides. The record is from the annotation of a GenBank genome assembly. Lineage: Eukaryota; Metazoa; Chordata; Actinopteri; Salmoniformes; Salmonidae.
AUGUCCGUGACUAAGACUGUUAGAGAGGCGUGAAGAAGAGACAGCUUUUUCUGUUGACUGUUUACUGUGUGUCUAAAUCUCUCUUUCUCUAUUGUCUGUCUCUGUCCUUCCUUUCAUCUUUUCAUCCAUCCGUGGAUCAUCUUCCAGCUCGAGGCGCUGAAACAGCAGAAUUCCAAAUUCCAGGAAGAACUCAGUCUCUCGCAGGAGCGGAGCAGCUCAGAAAGCCAGCACAUCAGAACUCUGUGCAAGGAAAUGUGAGUAUGGCUGAAGGUUCUUACACUUGCUUGAUGGAAUGUUUGUGUGAAUGGCUGAAACUAGAGUAUUGGAAUAUUGUGCUAGUAAAAAUGAGUAGAACUAGAACUAGGAGUACCAGCAUAUUGGAAUUCUGUGCAUGGAAAUGAUUGGUUCUUCAGCAGAUACGGUGGCAUUCAGCGUUCAAUUUAUACAUUGACUACAGACUGCCCUGGAAACAGCGACUAAACCCAACAUGCCAGCUUCUUUGGGCCCAAAACACACAGGAGGAGUAUAUGUUAUGUGGCUUUGAGGUGUUUCAGAGUGUGGGUUAGACCAGUGCAUCAGAAGCCGUGCAGGGAAACGUGAGAGAGGCUCAUAUCAAAGUCUUACUCAAAUAGAGUCAUAGACUCAUAUAUAAAUCUUACUCAUGCUGCUUACUCAUGCUGAUGAUAUGGCCGUGACACACAGAGAGAGUGAGAGAUUGAGCGGUAGAUUGAGAGAGAAAUCGAACGAUCGAGAGAUGGAGUGGGAGAUUUAAGAGGGAGAUCAUUAGAAAGAUUGAGAGAGCUUUAAGUACAAUUCACUUGUAUAGUCAGUCUGUAAUACCAGUGUGUAAGCAUGCUGUGUAGAACGUAGUCUUCUGGUAUUAGAACCUAAAAACCAGUAACCAGUUAUGAUGACAUAGUUUCCUCUGUGCCUUACUAGACAGCAGUAUGCUACUGUAUGUACAGGUAUGUAGGGAAGCUGCUACAGAGAGAGAAAGACAGUCCAUAUGAAUCUAGGCUCCUCUCUUUGUUAUGGUGAGCGUCAUGCAUGACGUAGGGUUCUAUUUAUAGGUCUGUGUGUGCAUGAGUGCACACGUCUGUGUGUGUACAUGUUGGUGUGCAUGUAUGCAUGUUUAACGUUGUGUGUGUGUGUGUGUGUGUGUGUGUGUGUGUGUGUGUGUGUGUGUGUGUGUGUGUGUGUCAUCAGGUCCUUUAUUAUUCACUUUGUCCUGAUUCAUCUAUUAGUGGCCAUACAUCUUUCUUCUCCUUCACUCAUCCCUCUCUCCCUCCAUCCUAUAGAGACAGACUCAUCCCUCUCUCCCUCCAUCCUAUAGAGACAGACUCAUCCCUCUCUCCCUCCAUCCUAUAGAGACAGAUAAACCUCUCCCUCCAUCCGUAAGGGCAGACUCAUCCCUCUCCCUCCAUCCUAUAGAGACAGACUCAUCCCUCUCCCUCCAUCCGAUAGAGACAGACUCAUCCCUCUCCCUCCAUCCUAUAUAGACAGACUCAUCCCUCUCUCCCUCCAUCCUAUAGAGACAGACUCAUCCCUCUCCCUCCAUCCUAUAGAGACAGACUCAUCCCUCUCCCUCCAUCCUAUAGAGACAGACUCAUCCCUCUCCCUCCAUCCGAUAGAGACAGACUCAUCCCUCUCCCCCAUCCUAUAGAGACCCGACUCAUCCCUCUCUCCUCCAUCCUAUAGAGACAGACUCAUCCCUCUCCCCCCAUCCGAUAGAGACAGACUCAUCCCUCUCCCUCCAUCCUAUAGAGACAGACUCAUCCCUCUCCCUCCAUCCGAUAGAGACAGACUCAUCCCUCUCCCUCCAUCCUAUAGAGACAGACUCAUCCCUCUCCCUCCAUCCCUUUGAGACAAAACUCAUCCUUCCCUCCAUCCUAUAGAGACAGACUCAUCCCUCUCCCUCCAUCCUAUAGAGACAGACUCAUCCCUCUCCCUCCAUCCUAUAGAGACAGACUCAUCCCUCCCUCCAUCCGAUAGAGACAGACUCAUCCCUCUCCCUCCAUCCGAUAGACAGACUCAUCCCUCUCCCUCCAUCCUAUAGAGACAGACUCAUCCUCUUCUCCCUCCAUCUAUAAAGAGAAGAUCAUCCCCUCCCUCCAUCCUUAGAGACAGACUCAUCCCCUCUCUCCCUCCUUCCCCCCAAAAGACAGACUCUCCCUCUCUCCCUCCAUUUCCAUAAGAACAGACUCAUCCCUCUCUCCCUUCAUCCUAUAAAGAGACAGACUCAUCCCUCUCUCCCUCGCCUAUAGAGGAGCUCAUCCUCUCUCCCUCCAUCCUAUAAGAGACAGACUCAUCCCCUCCUGCCCUCCAUCCUAUAGAACAUACUCAUCCUCUCCCUCCAUCCUUAUAAGACAGAUCAUCCCCUCUCCUCCAUCCUAUAAAGAGUACAGACUCCACCCUUCUCUCUCUCCCUCCUAUAAAGAGACAGACUAUCCCUUCCCUCAUCCUAAAAGAGACAGACUCAUCCCUUCCUUCCCUCCGUCCUAUAGAGACAGACUCAUCCCCUCCCCCCCUCCCUCCACCUAUAAAGAGACAGACUCAUCCCUCUCUCCCUCCAUCCUAUAGAGACAUACUCAUCCCUCUCCCUCCAUCCUAUAGAGACAGACUCAUCCCUCUCUCCCUCCAUCCUAUAAAGAGACAGACUCAUCCCUCUCUCCCGCCAUCCUAUAGAGACAGACUCAUCCCUCUCCCUCCAUCCUAUAAAGGACAGACUCAUCCCUCUUCCUUCAUCUAUAAAGAGACAGACUCAUCCCUCUCUCCCUCCGUCCUAUAGAGACAGACUCAUCCCUCUCUCCCUCCAUCCUAUAAAGAGACAGACUCAUCCCUCUCUCCCUCCCCCUAUAAAGGACGACUUUCCCAUCCCUCUUCCCCCCAUCCUAAAAGAGACGAUCAUCCCUCUCCCCCCUCCAUCAUAUAGAGACAGACUCAUCCCUCUCUCCCUCCAUCCUAUAAAGAGACAGACUUCUCCCUCUCUCCCUCCUCCUAUAAGGACAGACUCAAACCCUCUCUCCCUCAUCCCAUAAAGAGACCGGGCUCAUCCCUCUCUCCCUCCAUCCUUAAGAGACGACUCUCCCAUCCCUCUCCCUCCCCCCCAUCCUAUAAAGAGACAGACUCAUCCCUCUCUCCCUCCAUCAUAUAGAGACAGACUCAUCCCCUUCCCUCCAUCCCAUAAGAGACAGACUCAUCCCUCUCUCCCUCCAUCCUAUAAAGAGACAGAUAUCCCUCUCUCCCUUCAUCCUAUAAAGAAACAGACUCAUCCCUCUCUCCUCCAUCCUAUAAAGAGACAGACUAUCCCUCUCUCCCUAAUCCUAUAAAGAGACAGACUCAUCCCUCUCUCCCUCAUCCUAUAAAGAGACAGGGCUCAUCCCUCUCCCCCCCUCCAUCUAUAAAGAGACAAAACUCAUCCCUCUCUCCCUCCAUCCUAUAAAGAGACAGACUCAUCCCCCUCUCCCUUCAUCCUAAAAAGAGACAGACUCAUCCCGCUCCCGUUCAUCCUAUAAGAGACACUCAUCUUCUCUCCCUUCAUCCUAUAAAGAGACAGACUCAUCCCUCUCUCCCUACAUCCAUAAAGAGACAGACUCAUCCCUCUCCCUUCCAUAUAAGAGACAGACUAUCCCUCUCUCCCCCAUCCUAUAAAGAGAGACUCAUCCCUCUCUCCCUUCAUCCUUAAAGAGACAGACUCCAUCCCUCUCCCUCAUCCUAAAAAAGAGACAGACUCAUCCCUCUCUCCCUCCAUCCCAUAAAGAGACGACUCAUCCCCUCUCCCUUCAUCUAUAAAGAGACAGACUCAUCCCUCUCCCCUUUAUCCUAUAAAGAGACAGAAUCAUCCCUCUCCCCCCAUCCUAUAAAAAGACAGAUUCAUCCCUCUCUCCCUUCAUCCUAUAAGAGCAGACCCCAUCCCUCUCUCCCUUCAUCCUAUAAAGAGACAACUCAUCCCUCUCUCCCUUCAUCUAUAAGAGACGAUCAUCCUCUCUCCCCAUCCUAUAAAGAGACAGACUCAUCCCUCUCUCCUCAUCAAUAAAGAGACAGACUCAUCCCCUCUCUCCCUUUAUCUUAUAAAGAGACGACUCAUCCUCUCUCCCUUCAUUCUAUAAAGAGACAGACUCAUCCCUCUCUCCCUUCAUCUAUAAAGAGACAGACUCAUCCCCCUCUCCCUUUAUCCUAUAAAGAGACAGACUCAUCCCUCUCCCUUCAUCCUAUAAAGAGACAGACUCAUCCCUCUCCCCCCUCCCUAUAAAGAGACGACUCAUCUCUCUCUCCCUUCAUCCUAAAGAGACGAUCAUCCCUCUCUCCCUUCAUCCUAUAAAGAGACAGACUCAUCCCUCUCUCCCUCCAUCCUAUAAAGAGACAGACUCAUCCCUCUCUCCCUCCAUCCUAUAAAGAGACAGACUCAUCCCUCUCUCCCUCCAUCCUAUAAAGAGACAGACUCAUCCCUCUCUCCCUUCAUCCUAUAAAGAGACAGACUCAUCCCUCUCCCUUCAUCCUAUAAAGAGACAGACUCAUCCCUCUCUCCCUCCAUCCUAUAAAGAGACAGACUCAUCCCUCUCUCCCUCCAUCCUAUAAAGAGACAGACUCAUCCCUCUCUCCCUUAAUCCUAUAAAGAGACAGACUCAUCCCUCUCUCCCUCCAUCCUAUAAAGAGACAGACUCAUCCCUCUCUCCCUUCAUCCUAUAAAGAGACAGACUCAUCCUUCUCUCCCUCCACCCAUAAGAUAAAUACUAUGAGUUGUUAUAUAAUCACAUCUUCUCCUAGAACCGCCUGCCUCCAACAUGGCUGCGCCGUGCAUCGCGUCUCAUGACCUCCAUGAUGUGUGCAUUUGCACAGGCCUGCAAGCACAUGUCUGUGCACAUGUUUGUGGGUGUGUGUGAGAGCGAGCAAGCAAGCGCAGCUUUGUGCUGCCAGAGACAUCUCGUCUGGGAGAAUAGCAGAGAUACUGUGUGCUGUAAAUAGAUUGUUAUUUCUGUAUAAAUGUGUUGUUAUUGAUGUUGAUUGCCCUUUAUUAGAAAGUACCUCUAGAUAUAAUGCAUGUUUAAUGUUAUUGAGUGUCACAAAUGUUGACUGUCACUGGAAGGCAACUCACCCCUUUCUCCCUUAUUCUCUCUCUCUCUCUCUCUCUCUCUCUCUCUCUCUCUCUCUCUCUCUCUCUCUCUCUCUCUCUCUCUCUCUCUCUCUCUCUCUCUCUCUCUCUCUCCCUCCCUCUCCCAGUGCUGCAGACAGGUAAGACAUUUAUGGCACAAUCUUUUCUCUGCUGUCUUAGGUAGACCGGGUUGAGUGUAAACAUUUUCAGUGUUUCUGUUUCUCUGUCUGCAUGAUGACAGGAUUUACAGAUGUCUUUGUAUAUCCCUUCACUAACACUUGUAAUGACAGGAGAUGAAAAGGGAAGAAAGGAUGGAGGUAGGGGAGGGGAGAGGAGAGGAGGGGAGGGGAGGGGAGGGGAGGAGAAAAAGUUGGGGUGGAGAUGAGAGGGAAUGGGAGGAGAAAGGAGGGGAAGGGAGAAGAGAGGAGGAUGGUGUCAGAAAGGUUAUUUAAGCCAUAGGGAAAUGAUGAGAGGAAGGUUAUGUAGAGCAGAACUAAUCAGUCAGGAGACAUCAGGGGAAUGUUUCACACCCAGAGUCAGUUAUGAUCUGUGAUUCACUCUGCUUCUGCAAUAGGAGUGCCCUGGGUGGUCCCAUGGUUUCCAUAGUGAAAUUGACUACAAAGAUGGCGCUCGAUUCCUUGUGAAACUACAGUACAAAUUGAUAUAAGCAUUUCCUAUCCCUUUGUCCAACACUACAAAGUAUGUUCAUUUGAGUGACUGAUCAUUUCAGAAAUGUGUGAAGACUGUGUUGACUUGACAAUAGAACAUUAUGAAAUGGAAUUUCUUGUGCCAGGGAAGGUUUCACGAAGUCAAUGGAAUUGCAUGUAGGGAAUAGUUGAAAACAUGAUUUACUAGCAAAGCAACUGAUUUUUUUUUUUUUUUUUUUAAGUGAACAAUGGUUGUUUGAGAAGUUUGAGUGGCCAGGACCAAAGCUUGCAUACACACAAUACUGUGCAAUGAGUGGAAAUGCAAAAUGCAGGUUUCCUUAUAAUGUUACUAUGGAGGGUUUCACUUUAUUCAGAGACGACAGAUGUUUUGUCUGAUGCAACAUGGUGAAAUGUGUUAGAAUAGAAAUCAUGUAGAUUCCAGUAAUGAGGUUGACCCCGAUGGCAGGGGGUUCACUCUAAUGUGAAGUAUGCCACCAAUUGUGUUUGCUACAGAUAACGUUCAGUAGGCCUACAGUGAAUGAGUACAUGCAUGUGAUUGCACAUAUGGUAUACAUACAGUACAGAAUGGUCAAGCCCUGUUUACCGGAAGUGCCUGAAGAAGGGGGAGAUUAUUGUGCCCGUUCUUAUUAUACCUCGGUGAGUGUACCACGUUGAUGGAGCCGAAGACCAAUUAGUGUCACCGCAGCAACAUUUAGACUUCCGUUUUUUCCGAGUUUGCCUUCAAAAUAAAAGUGGCAACGUGUAUGAUGCGAAAUUAAUACUUUUUCCAGCUUUGCAUAAUGUUAAAUUAUAACUAACUAUAUCGGGGAAAAAUCUAAACUAAAGAGAAUUACUAUAUAUAAGAUAAAUAGUAUAAGGUAUGAAAAAUGAAUGUACUCACUAACUGUAAGUCGCUCUGGAUAAGAGCGUCUGCUAAAUGACUAAAAUGUAAAUGUAAUGAUUCAGCAGCACUACCUAACCCAGACAGGAAUGGAUACAGAUAGGAUCUAGAAUAGUACAGUGGGGGAAAAAAGUAUUUAGUCAGCCACCAAUUGUGCAAGUUCCCCCACUUAAAAAGAUGAGAGAGGCCUGUAAUUUUCAUCAUAGGUACACGUCAACUAUGACAGACAAAAUGAGAAAAAAAAUCCAGAAAAUCACAUUGUAGGAUUUUUUAUAAAUGUAUUUGCAAAUUAUGGUGGAAAAUAAGUAUUUGGUCAAUAACAAAAGUUUCUCAAUACUUUGUUAUAUACCCUUUGUUGGCAAUGACACAGGUCAAACGUUUUCUGUAAGUCUUCACAAGGUUUUCACACACUGUUGCUGGUAUUUUGGCCCAUUCCUCCAUGCAGAUCUCCUCUAGAGCAGUGAUGUUUUGGGGCUGUCGCUGGGCAACACGGACUUUCAACUCCCUCCAAAGAUUUUCUAUGGGGUUGAGAUCUGGAGACUGGCUAGGCCACUCCAGGACCUUGAAAUGCUUCUUACGAAGCCACUCCUUCGUUGCCCGGGCGGUGUGUUUGGGAUCAUUGUCAUGCUGAAAGACCCAGCCACAUUUCAUCUUCAAUGCCCUUGCUGAUGGAAGGAGGUUUUCACUCAAAAUCUCACGAUACAUGGCCCCAUUCAUUCUUUCCUUUACACGGAUCAGUCGUCCUGGUCCCUUUGCAGAAAAACAGCCCCAAAGCAUGAUGUUUCCACCCCCAUACUUCACAGUAGGUAUGGUGUUCUUUGGAUGCAACUCAGCAUUCUUUGUCCUCCAAACACGACGAGUUGAGUUUUUACCAAAAAGUUCUAUUUUGGUUUCAUCUGACCAUAUGACAUUCUCCCAAUCCUCUUCUGGAUCAUCCAAAUGCACUCUAGCAAACUUCAGACGGGCCUGGACAUGUACUGGCUUAAGCAGGGGGACACGUCUGGCACUGCAGGAUUUGAGUCCCUGGCGGCGUAGUGUGUUACUGAUGGUAGGCUUUGUUACUUUGGUCCCAGCUCUCUGCAGGUCAUUCACUAGGUCCCCCUGUGUGGUUCUGGGAUUUUUGCUCACUGUUCUUGUGAUCAUUUUGACCCCACGGGGUGAGAUCUUGCGUGGAGUCCCAGAUCGAGGGAGAUUAUCAGUGGUCUUGUAUGUCUUCCAUUUCCUAAUAAUUGCUCCCACAGUUUAUUAUUAUUAUUAUUAUUAUUUCUUCAAACCAGGCUGCUUACCUAUUGAAGAUUCAGUCUUCCCAGCCUGGUGCAGGUCUACAAUUUUGUUUCUGGUGUCCUUUGACAGCUCUUUGGUCUUGGCCAUAGUGGAGUUUGGAGUGUGACUGUUUGAGGUUGUGGACAGGUGUCUUUUAUACUGAUAACAAGUUCAAACAGGUGCCAUUAAUACAGGUAACGAGUGGAGGACAGAGGAGCCUCUUAAAGAAGAAGUUACAGGUCUGUGAGAGCCAGAAAUCUUGCUUGUUUGUAGGUGACCAAAUACUUAUUUUCCACCAUAAUUUGCAAAUAAAUUCAUUAAAAAUCCUACAAUGUGAUUUUCUGGAAAAAAAAAUCUCAUUUUGUCUGUCAUAGUUGACGUGUACCUAUGAUGAAAAUUACAGGCCUCUCUCAUCUUUUUCAGUGGGAGAACUUGCACAAUUGGUGGCUGACUAAAUACUUUUUUCCCCACUGUAUAUAUCUAGACAUGUAUCUAUAGUACAGGCUUUGUUUAGGGAGAGACAUCAAAGCUACAUCUGUUGUGAUUGAGGUUGUUGUUCCAUGUGGUUGUAUUGGAUGAGACCCAGCAGGGUAAUGCCAUCCACAGACAGGUUAAUCCACUAUAAUCUGACUCCUCCCUCUGCUGCUGCUGGUCGUCACGUCUGAUGGAUUUCAACAUGUGGAUUAGUGUUGUCAGGGCUUCCCAGUGUAGUGAGUGAAAAUGAGCUAACUACUGUCAGUGUGUUUUAGUGAAGCUUGUCUCACUUCCUUGAGUAUCACUACAAACUAUUGUGUGAAGUUUUUUACACAUUAAAUUGAGGUGUGAAACUCUAUUAUAAAAAUAUAUUAUUCAUGGUAAAUCAAAAGUUAAAAACAUUGCGUGACGUUCCAUUCAGAGACCUUCAUCAGACACUGUACCGAUAGAGACAUGUACACACACACACACACACACACACACACACACACACACACACCCCAAGUAUCCCCCUGGCAAUUUCAGACUAUAGGCAUACACUCUUCUAACGGCCAUAGUCCGUUAUGAGCACCAAACAAAAAACUUUAUUGGGACUGUCACUGAACGAGAACUGGGGUUGAGUCCCUGUCAGUCUGCCCUCCGAAUUUGCUACAACGUUCUGCUGUGUAGCCUAGGCGAAAACAUCUGUGUAUAUUGGAAACUAUUAACGAUCUUAUCCACACACACACACAGUACUGCACUGUUCUUGCCAGUCCCAGUGUUGCUGGGUGAGUUCUGUAUUAAGCGGUUCUCUGCCUCUGUUCCUCCUCAGGGAAACUCUGUCCAACCAGGAGACAGGGGAGGAGAGAAACUUCCAGAAGACAGAUGAGGACAAAGAGCUGGAGACUCUGAGGAAUGAGGUAUAGUGUAUAUACACAACUCUGGCAGACUCUGGGUCUUUUGCUGAAGAAAUUAAGAACUUGCAUUGAGUGCUAUGCUUUUUCUCUGGACUGGCAUAAAAUAGCUGUAUCUGUAUAUUAACUGAAACUUCUCUGUCUCCCUCUCCCUAUAGAUCGCGGUGCUACGAGGUGAGAACGCCAUGGCCAAGACGCUGCAGACUGCCGUGGAGAUGCUGGAGAGAGACAAGGCACAGCUACAGGAACGCGUCACCAGCCUGGAGCAGAGGCUCAUGGGACGGCAGGUCUCCGAGGGAGGGGACAGUGGAGUGCCUUCCUCAGGUGACACAGCUCUGGACCAGUUGAGAGAAGAGAAGGAGUUUGCAGAAGGACAGGUAUGAUUGGCAAUUAGUAAUACAACUUCAUCAUCUGCUUGUCACUAAUGCAGUAUAUCAUUUGCAUAGAAAGAUAUCCGCGCUUCCACCAUUGUCUCUCAGUCAACCUUUCUCUUUCUUAUAUAAACUUGACUGCGGUCUCUCUCUCUUCUCUCUCUCCAUCUAUUUCCCUCCUUCAGAUUAACUUCCUGAACAGUGUGAUCGUGGACCUGCAGAGGAAGAAUGAGGAGUUGAAGGUCAAGCUGAAGAAGAUGGCUCUGGCGGAGUUCAACGGCAAUGACGGCACUGAUGGGUCAGUCUUAUGACCUAUAACCGCUGAACCCUAACUCCAAACUUAGUCCUUAGUUACAGUUGUUGACAGACCCCUGUAAAUUCAUUAUUGAUCAUCAUCUCCCUAAUCACUCCUUUCCUCUCUCUCGCUCGCUCUCCCUCCUUCUCCCUUUCUCUCUGUCUCUAGUUUGGAGGAGGGUGGAUCUAAGAAAGACAAGAAGGCUCCUCCUCGUCUGUUCUGUGAUAUCUGUGACUGUUUUGACCUCCAUGACACAGAGGACUGUCCGACCCAGGCCCAGAGCCCUGACUCUGUCCCCCACUCUUCCUUCAAGGGCAAACCCGCCGACCAGCGGCCGUACUGCGACAUCUGUGAGGCCUUCGGUCACUCCACAGAGUCCUGCCAGGAAGACCAGACCUUCUAG